This is a messenger RNA of Cotesia congregata, 1491 nucleotides long. Lineage: Eukaryota; Metazoa; Arthropoda; Insecta; Hymenoptera; Braconidae. The record is from the annotation of a GenBank genome assembly.
UCCGUUAGUACUUUUAUGCAAAGUUUAGUGCGUAACGUUGAUGUAUUGACGCAAGGACUAAAAUACAGUAUAUCUGGACUCAUGAACCUCGCAAAUCAAACUGCUGAAUCUCAGAGUGGUGCUUUCUUUGUUAAUUUUAAUCAGGACUGCACAUCAUUAUCGGUUGGAUCUAAAGCUGGCUACAGGAUAUUUUCAGUCAACUCAGUUGAUUAUUUAGAAAAUAUAUACGAAAAUGACACGGAUGACAUAUGUAUUGUCGAAAGAUUAUUCAGCAGCAGUCUUAUUGCCGUGGUCACAUACUCUUCUCCAAGAAAACUUAAAGUCUGCCAUUUUAAAAAGGGAACAGAAAUAUGUAACUACAGUUAUUCAAACACAAUUUUGGCCGUAAAACUUAACAGAGCAAGAUUGGUGGUUUGCUUGGAGGAAUCAUUGUAUAUUCAUAAUAUACGUGAUAUGAAAGUAUUGCACACGAUUCGUGACACUCCGCCUAAUGUUGCAGGCCUUUGUAUUCUCUCGAUAAACAGUGACAAUUGUUACUUGGCCUACCCCGGUUCGAAUACAAUCGGCGAGGUUCAAAUAUUCGACGCCAUUAAUCUUCAAGCCAAAACUAUGAUUCCAGCUCAUGACAGUCCAUUAGCAGCACUUGCUUUUAGCCCUAGUGGUACUAAAGUAGCUACGGCAUCUGAAAAAGGCACUGUGAUUCGAGUAUUUCAGGUUCACGAUGGUGCAAAACUUUUUGAAUUUCGUCGUGGUGUAAAAAGAUGUGUGUCAAUAAGUAGCUUGGCAUUUAGUAUGGAUUCAAUGUUUUUAUGUUGUUCCAGUAAUACUGAAACUGUACACAUAUUUAAACUAGAAGAAUCAAAAGAACCGUCAGUAAUUUUUUUAUUUUCUAUUUUAACAAUAGUUAUUGUCAUUAUGAAUCCGAAACAAGCUCCCGAUGAAGCACAAGGAUGGAUGGGGUAUUUAACAAAAGCUGUUUGUGCAUCAGCUAAUUAUUUACCAUCGCAAGUAACUGAUGUAUUUAAUCAAGGCCGUGCUUUUGCGAGUGUUCAUCUUCCUUUUCAAGGAUUGAAAAAUGUCUGUGCCAUUACUACGAUAGAAAAGGUAUUAAGGUUGUUAGUAGCUAAUGCAGACGGAUAUCUUUAUAUUUAUGAUCUUGACCCUGAUGAAGGUGGUGAUUGUACGCUAUUGAAACAGCACAGAUUAGAUGGAAAACAAGAUGAAGUGGAUUGUGCCAGUGUAUCAAAUAUUGGUCCGAGUACUGGUGAAGGAACAGCGUCUGUAACUCCUUCAGCACCAAUAGUACAAAAUCCAGCCUGCAUAAAUAGCUACGCGGGUGCGUUGCGCGGCCGCUCGCCAGACUCCAUGUCAGGUACUGAGUCAGAAAAAUAUCAUGAGAUGAUAGCAGCAACGGAGAGUCCACCAAAAGGUGGAACAUUUCGACUGGACGAUGACACAGAAUUUCCACCAGUAACACAAAGAACAGAUUGA